Molecule: messenger RNA, 1852 nt
Organism: Leptopilina boulardi
Lineage: Eukaryota; Metazoa; Arthropoda; Insecta; Hymenoptera; Figitidae
Product: spermine oxidase-like
Exons: 8
Coding region: 81-1586 (501 amino acids)
Molecular function (GO): polyamine oxidase activity
Source: RefSeq, a predicted model, not a curated record
GUUAAGAAUAAUCGGUUAAUAUAAUUGAAAUCGUCGUCCGAGAAACAUCAUUUUCAAAAGAUUUUUUUAAAAAAGUAGAAAUGCUGUUCAAAAAGAAAUUUCUUAGUAUUUUUUUACUCUUUUUAUUGUCAAUUAUUUUAACAGCAAACGCCGAUGACGAUCAACCAAGCGUAAUUGUUGUUGGAGCUGGUGUAUCAGGAAUUGCCGCUGCAUCGAAACUUAUGGAAAAUGGCUUUAAAAAUGUCAAAAUUCUCGAAGCUGAAGACAGAAUUGGAGGUCGAAUUCACACUGCAAAAAUGGGUGAUAAAUUAGUUGAAUUGGGCGCACAAUGGAUUCAUGGGGUAGAAGGGAAUGUUGCUUAUGAAUUGGCCUCACCACAUGGAGUAGUGGACAAGGGAGACGAAGGAGUAGACAAAAUGCAUGAAAAAGUUAUAGAUUCUGCGGGCAAUGCAGUAAAUCAAAAAGAUGUCGAUGAUGUUAAUGAAUUUUCUGAAAAAAUGGAAGAAAAAAUGGUGGCAUAUGCUGAGAACAAUAAAAAUUCACCUUUAGGAGAAUUUUUCAAUCAAGAAAUUGACAAAUAUGUUGAAGAUCAUCCAGUGUGGAAGGAGAAUAAAAAAGGAUUUGCGAAUCUACAUGAUAUGACAAUGAUGGCUAUGUAUUCUGCGAAUUCAUGGGAUGAUGUUUCAACAGCAACUGUUAAAGAUUUUCACAAUUGUCCUGGAGCAUUCUUUAUUAAUUGGAAAACCAAUGGAUAUAAAACUCUUCUCGAUAUAUUAAUGAAACGUGUCCCAAAACCAGAGGAAGAAUUACCAGUUAUGAGUAACACAGUGUUAAAUGCUGAAGUCUCCUCAAUUGAUUAUUCGGAUCCUAAUGGAAAAGUUACAGUAAAAACUACAAAUGGAGACACACACACUGCAGAUCAUGUCAUCGUCACAUGUUCCGUGGGUGUUUUAAAAGACGUACAUAAAUCCCUCUUCAAACCCGUUUUACCAGAAGAUAAACAAAAAACUAUUGAGGGCAUGGGUUUCGGAAAUGUAGCAAAGAUUUAUCUCUCUUAUGAUGCACCAUGGUGGCAUGAUGAAAUGCAAAAAGGAGUCGGUCUUCUUUGGCUGGACAAAGAUUUAGAAGAAGUCGAGAAGGAUAGUGAAAAGAAUUGGCUUCAGGGAUUAGUUGGAGUUUAUGCAGUUGAACAUCAACCAAAUUUACUCGAAGCUUGGGUAUCGGGAAAACAUUCUCGCGAUAUGGAAAAACUCACUGAUGAACAAGUCAAAAAUCAAGUUGUUGAAGUUUUGCAAAGAUUUUUUGGAAAGACACACAAUAUGACUGAACCCACUGAAAUGAUGAGAUCCAUGUGGUCUGGAAAUAAACAUUUCAAAGGAACUUAUAGCUACAGAAGAGUGAUGAGCGAUCCUGAUGUUGUGAAUCCAACAAAAUUAUCAGAACCAGUUGGAGAAGGAAAACCAGUCGUUUUAUUCGCCGGUGAGGCCACGAGUCCCCAUCACUAUAGUUCAGUUCAUGGCGCUAUUGAAACAGGUUGGCGAGAAGCAGAGCGAAUUAUGGCACAACAUCCAACUGUAAAAAGUUAAAAUUAAAAGAUUUUGAAAAUAUCUCAGUGAUUACUUGAUAGAAAUUUUUUUUACAGAGAAUUAAAUCAAACUUAUUAAAAUUCAAAUUACAUAAAUAACAUUAUUUUCUUUGUUUCUUAAAAAUGAUCACCAGAUACUUUUAAUCUAUUAUCGCACAUAUGAAUAAAACAAAAAUCUUAUAAUAAUUUAUCAGUUUUUUAAUUCGUUGUUUAAAAUCAAAAAAUUAUACGACUUUGAGAAAAAUAAACUUUUCGUUUUAAAAGUUU